Molecule: messenger RNA, 492 nt
Organism: Periophthalmus magnuspinnatus
Lineage: Eukaryota; Metazoa; Chordata; Actinopteri; Gobiiformes; Gobiidae
Gene: sec61g
Product: SEC61 translocon subunit gamma
Exons: 4
Coding region: 122-328 (68 amino acids)
Biological process (GO): protein targeting; post-translational protein targeting to membrane, translocation
Cellular component (GO): Ssh1 translocon complex; membrane
Molecular function (GO): transmembrane protein transporter activity
Source: RefSeq, a predicted model, not a curated record
AUGCGCGGCGUAAGGCUACGUCAGCUCUUCUUCACUGACGGAGCUGCUGCUGCGACGUGGCCUUCAGUGUUCUCCUGCCUCUCCAUCAAACUAGACUCCAAAAAAACAGACAUUAUUCACAAUGGAUCAAGUAAUGCAGUUUGUUGAGCCCAGUCGGCAAUUCGUCAAAGACUCGAUAAGGCUGGUAAAACGAUGCACAAAACCAGACAGGAAAGAGUUUCAGAAAAUCGCAAUGGCCACAGCAAUCGGAUUUGCAAUCAUGGGUUUCAUUGGAUUCUUCGUCAAACUCAUCCACAUCCCCAUCAACAACAUCAUCGUUGGUGGAUAAAUCAAAACUCCAGGCUUCAAGACAACGAAAUGACAAGGACUACGAAAAACGACGAGUGUUAUUUGGCUGCUUUGGGCGGGAGUUAAAGGGGAGGCGAUUUUUUUUUUCCAUUUUUUGAACAACAUUUUUAUUCUGUUGUGUAAAUAAAAUCAUGAAAUAUCAAA